AUGGCGCGAUUGUUGCCACUUUUAGAGGAAGUUGGAGAUUCCAAGUCCAACUUUGUGGUUAUUUAUGACCUCCAAAGUGGGCAUCUCUUCCGAAAGUUCAAAAUUGCGGCCGCAACAACUGCGCUUGCCCUGUCGUCUGCGACUUUGUCGGUUGUCCAGGCACUGGACACAUGUCAGCUGGUGCUGUGGGAUAUCGUCUCAGGAAGCUGCAACUGGGUGGGCUCUUCUAAAGCACUCUUUACAAAGUACUGGAGGGUCCAGGUUGUCACCAACAAAUGCCGGAGGAAGUUUCUCAGGAUCAGAUGGACAGACAGAGUCACCAAUGAGGAACGUGCCAACGCCACUGGUAGUGCCCAAGAACGACCCAGAUCAGGUCGACCAAGAGCCACUAAUGCAAGGGAAGACCGAUUCAUUCAUAAGCAGGCUCCGCAGCCGAGAUCCGCUCCAGAAAAUCGCAUCCGGACGCGGCUGAGAGCGGCAACUCGUGUUAACAUUAGUUGUCAGACAGUACGAAGACGUCUUCAUGAGUUUGGAUUUAAUGCACGUCGACCAGCAGUCCGCCAGCGUCUCACCCCAGCACACAGGGCUGCUCGUCUUGCCUUUUGGCGACGCCAAGUAAGAUGGACACGUCAACAGUGGGCAAACGUUCUCUUCAGCGACGAGUCCCGGUUCUCUUUGCAUCACAAUGACGGCCGUAUCAGGGUUUGGAGGCGACCCGGAGAGCGGCUCCUCGAUGAAGCCGUCAGAGAAGUGAUGCCUUUUGGAGGUGGUUCCGUGAUGGUAUGGGGUGCUUUCAGUCUGAACCACAGAACACCUCUGUACCAAGUGCAAGGGAAUCUCACUGCAAUACGUUACCGAGAUGAGAUACUCCGUCCAUUAGCACUAUCUACUCUGCAGCAGAUGGGGCCACAUGCAGUGUACCAGGAUGACAACGCCCGACCUCAUAGAGCGUUGCUUGUCCAAAACUUCAUGCAGCAGGCUGGCAUCAACCGAAUGGACUGGCCGGCCCGCAGUCCGGACUUGAAUCCCAUAGAAAACCUCUGGGAUGAGCUGCAACGUCGAGUCAGAGACAAACACCCCCUACCAGGAGACGCGCAGCAACUGUUUCAAAUGCUGUAG
Molecule: messenger RNA, 1119 nt
Organism: Aplysia californica (California sea hare)
Lineage: Eukaryota; Metazoa; Mollusca; Gastropoda; Aplysiida; Aplysiidae
Product: transposable element Tc1 transposase
Exons: 4
Coding region: 1-1119 (372 amino acids)
Biological process (GO): DNA integration; DNA transposition
Molecular function (GO): DNA binding
Source: RefSeq, a predicted model, not a curated record